GUUACCAGGCAUAGCUGUGUCUCCUCCGGCACAGCGUGGUAAAAGAGAAGCAUUUGGCAGUUAUGGUUGAUCAGCGUUUCUUUCAUCCUCUCCGGUGCAUUAGAUACGACGUACACACUGAAUAGAUCCUGUUUCCUCCUUCGUUUUGACGGAUUAAAAAUAAAAGAUGCGCUGAAAUACCCAACGAGUCUACAUCUUCAUCAAUAUGGCAUUGAGGAAACCUUAACAGGACUGUGAGCUCGGCCAUCAUUUUUGCAGGAAAAUGCAUCUUUGGAUUUCAUAUUUUUUGCUAAGUGCAACGUCAGUGUGCACUGUUGAGAUGUUUGGCAGUUAUGGAGAAAUAUGUCAAAGACUUUGUGCCUGUGAGGAGAGAGAGGGGAUUCUCACAGUGAGCUGUGAAAACAGAGGAGUUGUAAGUAUCUCAGACAUAAGCCCAGUGUACUUCUCCCAGUAUCAUCUGCUGCUUACAGGGAAUCUUUUGAAAAAGCUAUCUGCCAAUGAUUUUGUUGAGUACAAGGGACUUACAAUAUUACAUCUGGGAAAUAAUGAGAUAUCUGAAGUCGAAGCAGGAGCUUUUAAUGGACUUCAGGAAUUAAAACGAUUGCAUCUCAACAAUAACAAAAUUGAUGCCUUGAAGGAAGAGAUUUUCUUUGGUCUUGAAAGUCUGGAAUAUCUACAAAUUGAUUACAAUUAUAUCACUCAUGUUGCGCCCAAUGCCUUGAGCAGACUUCGACAUCUGGAGGUCCUGAUUCUAAAUGACAACUUAAUAUCUUCUCUGCCUGUGAACAUUUUCCAGUAUGUACCAUUAACUCAUUUGGACUUAAGGGGGAAUCAGCUAAAAGUGCUACCCUACUCAGGUCUGCUGGAGCACAUGAACAGUGUUGUGGAGUUACAGCUGGAGGAGAACCCAUGGAACUGUUCAUGUGAGCUGAUUGCUCUGAAAACCUGGCUCGAGAGCAUAUCAUACACAGCUUUAGUCGGCGAUGUUGUUUGUGAGUUCCCUUUCCGGCUUCACGGGAGAGAUCUUGAUGAGGUUUCAAAACAGGAGUUGUGCCCGAGGAGAGCCAUUGCUGAAUACGAAAUGCAACCCCUGCCACAUUUGAGCACCGAUGCAUACUAUAGGACUACGCCAGCUCAUGUCACAGCCUCUUUCACCUCAUCUGGGAUUGCACGGUCCUCAUCAAGACCCACUAAGGGACCCCACCAGUCACGCAAAUUAAAAUCAAGGCCCACUGCUCGCAUCCCAUCUAAUAAACCACAGAAUUAUGGCCAAAUUAUUUCAUAUCAAACCAAAUCCCCUGUGCCUUUAGAUUGCCCAACUGCCUGCACCUGCAACCUUCAAAUUUCAGACCUUGGCCUGAAUGUGAACUGCCAGGAGCGAAAGAUUGAGCAUAUCUCUGACUUACAUCCCAAACCUUACAAUCCCAAAAAGAUGUAUUUAACUGGGAAUUAUAUCCCUGUGGUGCGUCGGUCAGAUUUUAUUGAGGCGACUGGAUUAGAUUUGCUUCAUCUUGGUAACAAUCGAGUUUCUCGCAUACAUGAUCGAACAUUUGGUGAUUUGAAACACCUAAGAAGACUAUACCUUAACGGAAAUCUGAUUGACCAUCUUAAAGCUGAGAUGUUUUAUGGACUGGAGACCCUACAGUUCUUAUAUUUAGAAUACAACGUCAUUAAAGAAAUUGCUUCUGACACCUUUCAGCAUGUACCCAAACUUCAGCUUCUUUUCCUGAACAAUAAUCUCUUGAAAACCUUACCAGUGGGAACAUUUAAUGGUCUGACAUUAGCCAGACUAAAUCUUCGCAGCAACCAUCUGCGAUAUCUGCCUGUCAGCGGCGUGCUAGAUCAGCUCACGGCACUGGUGCAAGUCGAUUUGUUCGAGAACCCCUGGGAUUGCUAUUGUAGCAUACUGGAGUUGAAGAUGUGGCUGGAGCAGCUUAGCACAGGCACGGUUAUAAACAAUGUCAUCUGUGGUUCGCCUAAAAGGCUAGCUGGGGAGGAUAUGAGAUACAUUAAGACAGCUAAUUUCUGCCCUAAUAACUCUGAUAUACUUGCCUCCAUGAUCCCACCAUCUGAAGAAUCUUUUCCAGGCAGCACUAUCACCAUAGAAACAUCUUUGGACUUUGACACACAAUACAGUGCCAUUCCUUUGUCUGUCAUGAUUCUUGCCCUUCUCUUCAUGUUCAUUGUGUCUGUGUUUGUGGCUGCAGGAUUGUUCGUGGUAAUGAAAAAGAGACAUCAAAAGAGUCAAAACGAGCACAAUAACUCCAUGAAUGCUUGCAUUAGCUCUCUCAACAUGGAAUAUGGCCUUUACAAAAAGGGAUCCAUUCCCAAAGUCAGAACAUCGGCUGGACAUGUAUAUGAGUACAUACCACCUCCCACAGAAUCCACAUGCAGAACUUCUGCCCAAACACCGACGGAGAGCAAAUCAGCAGAUGGAUUUAGAGACUUUGACAAGUUGAGUGGCGCUUUUUUGGGUAACUCGGACGAAGAGGCAGCCAGUAAUGUAAUAAGCUCGGAAUAUAGUGCCACCACUCCAGAGCCACCUAGCAAGCCCUCCAGCUCUUACCAAGAUGAUCAGUGUUACUGCAGGGAUGUACAUGAGCCUGACAAGCAUACACGCUACAGCAAAACAUUACCAUGCAGGCAUGCGGCGCAUUCGUCGAGUCAGUAUACCUCAGACUUUGAUGCAAGGCAUCAAUACAUGCACCCAGAUAGGAUACAACAGACAAUACUCUAUUGUGCAUCACCAAGUACUGUAUAUGUGGAGCCCAACAGGAGUGAGUACUGGGAACUGAAAGCAAAGCUUCAUAUUGAUCCCGAUUACCUUGAGGUUCUUGAAAAACGAACAACAUUUACACAGUUUUAG
Perca flavescens (yellow perch) is the source of this 2866-nucleotide messenger RNA. It is a transcript of the gene slitrk5b, whose product is annotated as SLIT and NTRK-like family, member 5b. Gene Ontology annotation, molecular function: protein binding. The transcript is spliced from 2 exons. The coding region runs from base 263 to 2866 and encodes 867 amino acids. Lineage: Eukaryota; Metazoa; Chordata; Actinopteri; Perciformes; Percidae. Gene Ontology annotation, biological process: axonogenesis; positive regulation of synapse assembly. The record is from RefSeq and is a predicted model, not a curated record.